This is a messenger RNA of Acanthisitta chloris (rifleman), 1582 nucleotides long. RefSeq names its product T-box 15 (gene TBX15). Gene Ontology annotation, cellular component: nucleus. The transcript is spliced from 8 exons. The record is from RefSeq and is a predicted model, not a curated record. NCBI's taxonomy places the organism in Eukaryota, Metazoa, Chordata, Aves, Passeriformes, Acanthisittidae. Gene Ontology annotation, molecular function: DNA-binding transcription factor activity, RNA polymerase II-specific; RNA polymerase II cis-regulatory region sequence-specific DNA binding. Gene Ontology annotation, biological process: cell fate specification; positive regulation of DNA-templated transcription; regulation of transcription by RNA polymerase II. The coding region runs from base 142 to 1551 and encodes 469 amino acids.
CCUGUUUACUUUGCAGACUCAGAGCAGAGCACUGGGUCAGACACAGAUGUGCUGGCAGAAAGGACAUCCUGCUCAUUUGGCUCCCAUUCUGACCUUACAUCUGGUGGCUCAGGACCUCAGGCUCCUCCUCCCUCUUCAUCCAUGGAAGAGAUCCAGGUAGAGCUGCAAUGUGCUGACCUCUGGAAAAGAUUUCAUGACAUUGGGACAGAGAUGAUCAUCACGAAAGCAGGCAGGAGAAUGUUUCCAGCCAUGAGGGUGAAAAUUACAGGCUUGGAUCCCCACCAGCAGUAUUAUAUUGCCAUGGACAUUGUCCCAGUGGAUAACAAGAGAUACAGGUAUGUGUAUCACAGCUCUAAGUGGAUGGUGGCUGGCAAUGCUGACUCCCCAGUGCCUCCGAGGGUUUACAUCCACCCUGACUCACUGGCUUCUGGAGACACCUGGAUGAGGCAGGUGGUCAGUUUUGACAAGCUCAAAUUGACCAACAACGAGCUUGAUGAUCAAGGCCAUAUAAUCUUACAUUCAAUGCAUAAGUACCAGCCCCGUGUUCAUGUCAUCCGCAAGGAUUUCAGCAGUGAUCUUUCUCCUACAAAGCCAAUUCCUUCAGGAGAUGGAGUGAAAACCUUCAACUUUCCUGAAACUGUUUUCACCACAGUGACAGCCUACCAAAAUCAACAGAUCACCAGAUUAAAAAUUGACAGAAACCCCUUUGCUAAAGGUUUCAGAGAUUCUGGGAGAAACAGGACGGGGCUGGAGGCCAUUAUGGAGACCUAUGCCUUCUGGAGGCCUCCUGUGCGCACUCUCACCUUUGAAGACUUCACCACCAUGCAGAAGCAGCAAGGAGGCAGUACAGGAACCUCCCCGACCACCUCCAGCACAGGGACCCCAUCACCAUCUGCUUCAUCUCACCUUCUCUCUCCAUCCUGUUCUCCUCCAGCCUUUCAUCUGGCCCCCAACACUUUCAAUGUUGGCUGCCGGGAGAGUCAGCUUUGCAACCUCAACCUCUCUGAUUAUCCCCCAUGUGCCAGAAGCAAUAUGGCUGCAUUGCAGAGCUACCCAGGGCUGAGCGACGGUGGGUACAAUCGGCUGCAGAGCCCAGCUCCUUCCUCCUUGCCCAGCAACAGCAAGAUGGAGGCGUACAGUGGCCAGCUGGGAUCUUUCCCCAGCUCCCAGUUUCAGUAUGUCAUGCAAGCAGGCAACCCUGCCUCCACCUCCUCCUCUUCACACAUGUUUGGUGGUGGCCACAUGCAGCAGAGCUCCUACAAUGCCUUCUCCCUGCACAAUCCCUACAACCUCUAUGGAUACAAUUUCCCUGCUUCCCCCAGGCUGGCGGCAAGCCCGGAGAAACUCACCACCUCCCAAAGCACUUUACUCUGCUCUUCCCCAUCCAGUGGGGCCUUUGGAGAGAGGCAAUACAUUUCCACGGGGAUGGAUCACGGGAUGCACAUGAUCAGCCCUCCUUCCAGCAACCAGCAGACAGCCAACACCUGUGACAACAGACAGUAUGGUGCGGUUCAGGGCUCCUCCUCACAGAUGUCAGUGCACAUGGUCUAACAAGCCAUGCUUCUUCUUGGCAUCAAAGACA